AUGAGCGACGAAGUUUAUGAGGGUGCCAUUGGCAUCGAUCUUGGCACGACCUACUCUUGCGUCGCCAACUACGAGGGCACCAAUGUCGAGAUCAUUGCCAACGAGCAGGGUAGCUUCACCACCCCCUCAUUCGUCUCUUUCACCAGUGAGGAGCGUUUGAUUGGUGAGGCAGCCAAGAACCAGGCUGCUAUGAACCCGGAGAACACUGUCUUUGAUGUCAAGCGAUUGAUCGGUCGCCGAUUCGAGGACGAGACCGUCAAGAAGGACAUCCAGUCAUGGCCGUUCAAGAUCAUUGAUGCCAACGGCAGCCCCCGCGUCCAGGUCCAGUACCUCGGAGAGACCAAGGACUUCUCCCCUCAGGAGAUCUCUGCCAUGGUUCUCGUGAAGAUGAAGGAGAUUGCUGAGACCAAGCUCGGUAAGAAGGUCGAGAAGGCGGUCAUCACUGUCCCCGCCUACUUCAACGACAACCAGCGUCAGGCUACCAAGGACGCCGGUGCCAUUGCUGGCCUUAACGUCCUCCGUAUCAUCAACGAGCCUACCGCUGCCGCUAUCGCCUACGGUCUCGGUUCCGGAAAGUCGGAGAAGGAGAGGAAUGUCCUCAUCUACGACUUGGGUGGUGGUACCUUCGAUGUGUCUCUCCUGCACAUCCAGGGCGGUGUCUUCACCGUCAAGGCCACCGCUGGAGACACCCACUUGGGUGGCCAGGAUUUCGAUACCAAUCUCCUUGACCACUUCAAGAAGGAAUUCCAGAAGAAGACUAAGAAGGAUAUCUCUGGAGAUGCCCGUGCCCUUCGUCGUCUCCGAACAGCUUGCGAGCGUGCCAAGCGUACCCUUUCCAACGCCACCCAGACCACCGUUGAGAUUGACUCGCUCUUCGAUGGCGAGGACUUCAACGCCAACAUCACCCGUGCUCGUUUCGAGGACUUGAACCAGAAGGCUUUCGCCGGCACUCUCCAGCCUGUUGAGCAGGUGUUGAAGGACUCUACCAUCCCCAAGGACAAGGUCGACGAGAUCGUGCUUGUUGGUGGAUCUACCCGUAUCCCCAAGAUCCAGAAGCUCCUCAGCGACUUCUUCAACGGAAAGAAGCUCGAGAAGAGCAUCAACCCCGACGAGGCUGUCGCCUACGGUGCCGCCGUUCAGGCCGGUAUUCUCUCCGGAAAGGCUACGUCUGCUGACACCGCUGACCUCCUCCUCCUCGACGUUGUCCCGCUUUCUCUCGGAGUUGCUAUGGAGGGCAACAUUUUCGCUCCCGUCGUUCCCCGUGGCCAGACUGUCCCCACCAUCAAGAAGCGAACUUUCACCACCGUUGCUGAUAACCAGCAAACUGUUCAGUUCCCCGUGUUCCAGGGUGAGCGUGUUAACUGCGAGGACAACACCUCCCUUGGUGAGUUCACUCUUGCACCUAUCCCUCCUAUGAGGGCUGGUGAUGCCGUCCUUGAAGUCGUCUUCGAGGUCGACGUCAACGGUAUCCUUAAGGUCACUGCCACCGAGAAGACCUCCGGUCGCAGCGCCAACAUCACCAUCUCCAACGCUGUCGGCAAGCUCUCAUCCACCGAGAUUGAGACUAUGAUCAACGACGCCCAGAAGUUCAAGACCAGCGACGAGGCCUUCAGCAAGAAGUUCGAGUCCAGGCAACAGCUUGAGUCCUACAUCUCCCGCGUUGAGGAGAUGGUCUCCGACCCCACCACUUCCAUCAGGCUCAAGCGCGGCCAGAAGGAGAAGAUCGAGUCUGCUCUCAGCGACGCCAUGGCCCAGCUCGAGAUUGAGGAUGCCCCCGCCGAGGACCUGAAGAAGAAGGAGCUUGCCCUCAAGCGCGUCGUCACCAAGGCUUUCUCCACCCGGUAA
Didymosphaeria variabile is the source of this 1845-nucleotide messenger RNA. RefSeq names its product Heat shock protein ssb1 (gene SSB1). Lineage: Eukaryota; Fungi; Ascomycota; Dothideomycetes; Pleosporales; Didymosphaeriaceae. Gene Ontology annotation, biological process: cellular response to unfolded protein; vesicle-mediated transport; protein refolding. Gene Ontology annotation, molecular function: ATP-dependent protein folding chaperone; ATP binding; ATP hydrolysis activity. Gene Ontology annotation, cellular component: plasma membrane; cytoplasm; nucleus. The transcript has 7 exons. The record is from RefSeq and is a predicted model, not a curated record. The coding region runs from base 1 to 1845 and encodes 614 amino acids.